UCGGCCUGCCCCACGUCAAGGGCCUCUGAUGUCCAGGGGAAGUAAGCCCACAGUGCCAAAGUGUCGUCUCUGCUGAGGAUGCCGCAGACCAACAAAUUCAGAAACGCCUCGGCGGCUCAUUCUGCAAACCCGGUACCAGGAGGGACGCCGGAGGAUCCUGAAACCACCCGGAUGGAGCUCCAAGAAGCAGGGGAUGCAGGGGGAGGAGGAGGAGAGGACAAUGUUGGCGACAGCGACAUCAUCAAGUCACCCAGUGACCCCAAACAGUACAGGUAUAUUGAGCUGGACAAUGGGCUGCAAGCUCUGCUUAUCUCAGACUACAGCGGUCCGGCAGCAUCAGCAGAUGAGGAUUCAGAUGGAGAAGAGGAGGGUGAGGAGGGUGAGGAAGAGGAGGAGAGCGACUCUGGAGGGGGGACUGGGGACGAGUCCGAUGAGGGUGACGAAGAAAAAGAUAGCGACUUCGAAGAGGAAGAUGAGGACGAAGGGAAGAAGAGGAAAGGACACUCAGAAAAGCAGUCUGCAGCGGCGCUGUGUGUUGGAGUCGGCAGCUUCAGUGACCCCAGUGACCUUCCUGGCCUCGCUCAUUUCCUGGAACAUAUGGUGUUCAUGGGUAGUGAGAAAUACCCAUCAGAAAAUGGUUUUGAUGCUUUCCUAAAGAAGCAUGGAGGGAGUGACAAUGCCUCCACAGAUUGCGAGAGGACCAUCUUCCAGUUCGAUGUCCAGAGGAAGCGCUUUAGAGAAGCUCUGGACAGGUGGGCUCAGUUCUUCAUCUGCCCCCUGAUGAUCAGAGAUGCCAUCGACAGGGAGGUAGAGGCUGUUGAUAGUGAGUACCAGCUGGCUAAGCCAUCAGAUUCCCACAGGAAGGAGAUGCUGUUUGGCAGUCUGGCCAAACCGGGACACCCUAUGGGCAAAUUCUGCUGGGGAAAUGCCCAGACACUUAAACAGGAGCCAAGGAAGAAGAAGAUCAAUGUGUACAAGCGACUGCGUGCUUUCUGGAAGAGACACUACUCCGCUCAUUACAUGACUCUGGCUGUGCAGUCUAAAGAAAAGCUGGACACUCUGGAGGAGUGGGUGAGAGAGGUUUUCAGUAAAGUGCCAAACAAUGGCGAGCCCAAGCCAGACUUCUCUGAUAUGCCGGAUCCUUUUGACACACCAGCCUUCAACAAGCUGUACAGAGUGGUCCCGGUGAGGAAAGUUCAUGCUUUGACUAUCACUUGGGCACUCCCCCCUCAGGAGAAACACUACAGAGUGAAGCCUCUCCACUACAUCUCGUGGCUGAUCGGCCACGAAGGCGCAGGCAGCAUCCUCUCGGUGCUCAGGAAGAAGUGCUGGGCCCUGGCCCUCUUUGGAGGUAACAGUGAGACGGGCUUCGACCAGAACACCACGUACUCCAUCUUUUCCAUCUCCAUCACCCUCACUGACGAAGGUUUCCAAAACUUCUACCAGGUAAUCCACCUUGUGUUCCAAUACCUCAAGAUGCUGCAGACCCUUGGGCCACAGCAAAGAAUAUAUGAAGAGAUUCAGAAGAUUGAAGCCAAUGAGUUUCAUUAUCAGGAGCAGACUGAUCCUAUAGAGUAUGUGGAGGACAUAUGUGAGAACAUGCAGUUGUUCCCUAAAGAAGACUUCCUGACAGGAGACCAGCUGAUGUUUGAGUUCAAACCAGAGGUGAUCAGUGAGGCUUUGUCCCUCCUAACCCCGGACAAAGCCAAUUUGAUGCUGCUGUCACCAGAACAUGAGGGCCACUGUCCCCUGCGGGAGAAGUGGUUUGGCACACACUAUAGCAUGGAGGACAUCCAGCAAGAGUGGAGGGAGCAGUGGACGGGAAACUUGGGGCCAAACAACGAUCUGCACCUCCCUGCUGAGAACAAGUUCAUUGCCACCGACUUCACCCUGAAGCCACCUGACUGCCCAGACACUGAGUUUCCUGUCAGGAUAGCUAACAGCGACAGAGGCUGCGUCUGGUACAAGAGGGACAACAAAUUCCAUAUCCCUAAAGCUUACGUCAGAUUCCAUUUGAUCUCGCCUGUAAUUCAGCAGUCUGCUAAGAAUGUCGUGUUGUUUGACCUGCUGGUGAACGUCCUGGGCCAUAACCUGGCAGAGCCAGCAUACGAGGCGGACGUAGCCCAACUUGAGUACAAACUGGUGGCUGGGGAGCAUGGCCUGGUCAUCAAGGUCAAAGGAUUCAACCACAAACUACCCUUGCUGCUUCACCUGAUUAUUGACUACCUGGCAGAGUUCUCAGCCUCCCCUGACGUCUUCAGCAUGUUCUCCGAGCAGCUGAAGAAAACUUACUUUAACAUCCUCAUCAAACCCGAGAAGCUCGGCAAGGAUGUACGUCUGUUGAUCUUAGAGAACUCUCGCUGGUCCAUGGUGGAGAAGUACCAGGCUCUGAUGGCAGGUCUGACUGUGAAUGAGCUGAUGGAGUUUAGUCGGACCUUCAAGGCUCAGCUCUACGCAGAGGGACUGGUGCAGGGCAACUUCACCAACACUGAGUCAGUGCAGUUCCUGCAGUAUGUAACAGAUAAGCUGCAGUUCUCCAAGCUGCCAACGGAGGUGCCUGUGCUGUUCAGAGUGGUGGAGCUCCCCCUGAAACACCACCUCUGUAAGGUCAAAUCACUCAACAAGGGAGAUGCCAACUCUGAGGUCACUGUUUACUGCCAGUCUGGCCCCAAAAACCUGCGGGAAUACGCACUGAUGGAGCUACUGGUGAUGCACAUGGAGGAGCCCUGCUUUGACUUCCUCAGGACCAAAGAGACUCUGGGGUACCAUGUCUACCCUACCUGCAGGAACACCUCCGGCAUUUUGGGCUUCUCCGUCACAGUGGAAACGCAGGCCACCAAAUUCAAUACCGAGACGGUGGAGCUAAAGAUUGAAGAGUUUCUGGCUUCUUUCGGGGAGAAGCUGGAUGCGCUUACUGAAGACGCCUUUAAUACACAGGUGACUGCUCUAGUGAAGCUGAAGGAGUGUGAGGACACACACCUUGGGGAGGAGGUGGACAGGAACUGGGCAGAGGUGGUCACACAGCAGUAUGUCUUUGAAAGGCUCAACCGAGAGAUCGAGGCUCUUAAGCAGAUGACCAAGGCUGAGCUGGUGUCCUGGUUCCAAAUCCACAGAGGAGAGGAGAGCCGCAAACUCAGCGUACAUGUGGUGGGUUUUGGUGUUGAAGAGAACGAUGACGAAAGCGGCCGUAAGAAAACAGAAGAGCAGGAAGUCGAAGAGGAGGAGUUGUGCAGCUCUGCCUAUGGCGAAGUGUCCAAACUCACCUUCCUACCUGCCUCGCCCAAGAUGGCCAAUGCCACCGCCAUCAUGGAUAUUCCUGCUUUCACUCAAAGCCUCCCCCUUUUCCCCUACCACAAGAUCCUCAAAUAAACUCACACCCAGACUGAAAGUCAGACACAAGAUAGUCUGUGAUUUGUUCUUUAUCUGAGGCAUGUGAGGGUAUUCUGCCUCAUUGUCUUAGAGCAGGGCAGAGGAGGAAGAAGAUGAAGACGAGGGCUGUAACACAGAGCUCGGCACAUAUUCUCUCAAUAACAUCAACUCGUAGAUCUUACCUAUACAUAUACAGUGUGCACUAAACUGAAUGGACUGGGCAGCCUAUACUUGACAAAGCACACUUUUGUGUGACAUCUGUUUUGCUUUUCAACACUGUGCUUUUAGACAAGGAGCAUUUCAUUAUGAGAAUAAGUGUAAACUUGCUUUUCAUAUAUGACUAAUAAAGUUGAAACUAGUUCUUUUGGCCUAAA
Messenger RNA from Lampris incognitus (smalleye Pacific opah), 3743 nucleotides. RefSeq names its product nardilysin a (N-arginine dibasic convertase) (gene nrd1a). Gene Ontology annotation, molecular function: metal ion binding; metalloendopeptidase activity. NCBI's taxonomy places the organism in Eukaryota, Metazoa, Chordata, Actinopteri, Lampriformes, Lampridae. The record is from RefSeq and is a predicted model, not a curated record. The transcript has 32 exons. Bases 79 to 3369 code for a protein of 1096 amino acids. Gene Ontology annotation, biological process: proteolysis.